Messenger RNA from Cuculus canorus (common cuckoo), 2184 nucleotides. RefSeq names its product ALG5 dolichyl-phosphate beta-glucosyltransferase (gene ALG5). Bases 63 to 1040 code for a protein of 325 amino acids. The record is from RefSeq and is a predicted model, not a curated record. The transcript is spliced from 10 exons. Gene Ontology annotation, cellular component: endoplasmic reticulum membrane. Lineage: Eukaryota; Metazoa; Chordata; Aves; Cuculiformes; Cuculidae.
UGUCGGGGCAUCUCCCGCUUCCGCGUCGUUGCAGCCGCGGGAUUGGGCGCCGCCCGCCCGCCAUGGCCCUGCCGCCGGCCCUACUCGCAACCGCGGCGGCACUGGCGGCCCUGGCCGCCCUCCUGCUCGUCCUGAUUUGUAUAAUUGCUCACAUAACUGCCAAAAAGAUGCCAACGCUUCACCGACAUGAAGAAGAGAAAUACUUCAUAAAUGCUGAAGGCAGGAAAGAAUCCCUACCAAGUAUACAUGAUCCUCCUACAAAGGAACUCUCUGUUGUUGUGCCUUCAUACAAUGAGGAAGACCGGUUACCUCAUAUGAUGGACGAAGCUUUGGAUUAUCUAGAAAAAAGACAGAAACGAGAUCCUUCAUUCACUUAUGAAGUGAUAGUGGUCAAUGACGGUAGUAAAGAUCAAACUACACAGGUCGCAAUGAAGUACUGCAAGAAAUAUGGAAGCGACAAAGUACGAGUGCUUUCUUUGGUAAAAAAUCGAGGGAAAGGAGGAGCAGUCAGGAUGGGUGUCUUUAGUUCUCGGGGGAAAAGAAUUCUUAUGGCUGAUGCAGAUGGCGCUACAGAAUUUGCAGAUAUUGAAAAAGUAGAAGAAGGUCUAAAAAAUCUUCAACCAUGGCCUAACCAAAUGGCUAUUUCCUGUGGUUCUAGAGCUCAUCUGGAGAAGGACUCAAUAGCAAAGCGCUCUUACUUUCGAACUCUUCUUAUGUAUGGGUUCCAUUUCCUUGUAUGGUUUCUCUGUGUCAAAGAGAUCAGGGACACCCAGUGCGGAUUUAAACUUUUAACCAGAGAAGCUGCCUUGCAGACUUUCUCAACUCUUCAUAUAGAACGCUGGGCGUUUGAUGUGGAACUUCUUUAUAUAGCUCAACGCUUGAGAAUACCUAUAGCAGAAGUUGCUGUCAACUGGACUGAAAUUGAAGGUUCUAAGUUAGUUCCCUUUUGGAGCUGGCUGCAGAUGGGCAGGGAUCUUCUUUUUAUACGACUGCGAUAUAUGACUGGUGCCUGGCAGCUUGAAACAAGAAAAUGUAAUUAGGUUAUUUACAUUUUCCAAAUAUAUUAUUAUGCUUGAUGGAAUAUGAGAGCGGUUUCAGUCAAGUGAAGCAGUGAUGAAAGCUGAGGUAAUUCUUCAUUGCUCCUGUUGUAUGUUUCAUUUUUGCAACAUGUAUGUUUUCAAAGAUUGUCAGCAGGGAAUUUGUGCAAUGUUUUGAAAAGAGAAAGCAUUUCCAAAAAGAUUUUCUUAUCUGGUAAUCAGUUUUUUUAUUUUAUUAAAUGGUGGCUUUAACAUGUCUUAUAAAUUCACUCAAAUAAAUAUAUCUGCCUUUGUCUCAUCAUACAUUUGGAAUUUCCUUAUACAUAUUAAAAAGAGGCACUCUGUUCUACACAGCAAUAUUGUGUUGUGAAUGACCACAACCAUUUGUUCCUGUAGUACCUGGAAAUAUAUAUAUGGCCAUAUUACAGUUUACAUUGAUCAAUGUGAUUCACGCUGAUGCAUGUUUAGGUUCAGUGUUAUGGGAAGCAUUAAUGGGUUUUACUGAGUUGUAACAGUAAUAUUCAUAAGGCUGUUUGAAGAACUUUCAAUAGUCUCUUGACAUUCCAAAUGUUUUUGUCUGAAGCUGAAAUAGUUUGUCUGAGAUCAAACUGCAGUUUUUAUCUCCAGAUUCUAGAAAGUCCCAAGACAAAGCACAUUUCAUUUCAAAAUGUCUUUUAUAAGUGCAUUUUGUUCAUAUGUACUAAUUAAUACUGCAUGCUCAAGGCUAGGAGUCCUUGGCAUCUCCAAAUCUGUAGUGAAAAGGGUAUGGAAAGCUAAAUUAGAGCAUAGUGUACAUUGGGGCCUGUGCAUUAGCAAUGCCAAUUUGAAAUUGUCAUGCUUCAAAUGUGAUCAGAGUGGGAGGGGUCUUGAGUCUUCGUAAUGUCUCUCUGUUACAGUACACAAGAUUCAAUAGUGCUUUCAAAUCAGUUGUGGAUUGCCAACAAACUAAGCCGAUCUUUCUUUUGGAAACAUGCAUAAAUUUGAACGGAUUUAAAGAAUGAAUGGUGUAUGGUUGUACUUUCACAUAUUAUUUCACUGGUGAUUUUUCUUGCUUCUUCUGUAAUACUGAAUUGUUUUGCUCCUGCUAGGGUUACCUCAGUUUUCUGUAAAUUGAAAGACUGGAAUAAAUUCUCAAAAAAUAUCUUCA